AUGAAAGACAUGCCAUUAAGUAUUGAGGGACAAGUUGCUUUAGCAGCGACUGAGGACCCGGCUAGAACCACUAUCGUCCAGUGUAGUUCCAAUCUGAAUGCUGAGACUAGUGGUGAAUGGAUUACGCGGAAACGCAAAAGAGACGGAAAAAUACCCAAAGAAAGCGCGCGUAUAUUCGAUAAGUCAUCGUUGGACUCACGUCCUGCGCAUCAGGCAACUCCGCUCAAGUCCAAAUGUAAAAAAAUAUUUAAUACUGUUGUGGAUCGAAAUAGUCUAACUUCACCAAAUGUUGUUGUGAGUCACUCGCUCGACCCAUAUGACAUUGUUAUAAAGAAAGCUAACAGUAAGAAGCCGGUAGCUAACCGGUAG
Messenger RNA from Schistosoma rodhaini, 369 nucleotides. The record is from the annotation of a GenBank genome assembly. Lineage: Eukaryota; Metazoa; Platyhelminthes; Trematoda; Strigeidida; Schistosomatidae.